Molecule: messenger RNA, 492 nt
Organism: Suillus discolor
Lineage: Eukaryota; Fungi; Basidiomycota; Agaricomycetes; Boletales; Suillaceae
Exons: 2
Coding region: 1-492 (163 amino acids)
Source: RefSeq, a predicted model, not a curated record
AUGACCCCACAUCACCACUACAUUUGCAACUAUACCCCAAAACGCAUGCCAAUUCAACUGGCAGAUUCUACUAUGGUCUAUUCAGCUGGGGUGGUGUCAGUGGUCUUUAAUCCUAUGUCUGUGGGCGAGGUAAAGAGUCUUAGAGCGGUCGAGUUCACUCGAGUCUUGCAUGUACCUGAUCUUUGUAACAAUCUCCUCUUAGUCCUGUAUUUAACUCGAAACUGCGGCUUCCAUGUCGAUAUAUCCUCUUCUCACAUGACCUUCUGUCGACCUAAGGCUGGUGUCAGGACGCUCAUUGACUGUAAUCUGGUCACUGGACUUAGGCUGGACUCAAGGGCAUCACCAGACCCUAUCUGCGAGCCUUGCCUUGCUGGUAAGAUGCAUGCCAACCCCUUCCCUCCUAGCAAGUGGAGGGUGAGCCGUCCUUUGGAGCUUAUUCACACUGAUGUUCACCAGCUCCCCUACCGCACUCAACUGUUAAGAUGGGAGUGA